Messenger RNA from Rhagoletis zephyria (snowberry fruit fly), 2951 nucleotides. RefSeq lists its product as uncharacterized. Gene Ontology annotation, molecular function: protein binding. NCBI's taxonomy places the organism in Eukaryota, Metazoa, Arthropoda, Insecta, Diptera, Tephritidae. The record is from RefSeq and is a predicted model, not a curated record.
UUGCGAUUGUGCAAUAACCAGAUCUCCGAAUUCCCGCACAUUGCGCUGUACAAUUUGAGCACGCUGGAGACUUUGGCUCUGUCACGCAAUCAGCUGAGUUCCAUUGACUUUUUCAAGUUAAGUGGCACUUUGAAUUUGCGGCAACUCAAUUUGCAUGAUAACAAAAUCACUUCGUUGAGUAACUUCAAUGCGGUUAACCUCACACAGUUGGAUAGCAUCGAUCUUAGCGGCAAUCUAUUGCUAUCACUGCCCGCGAAUUUUCUUCGUCAUUCGAUUAAUUUGCAACGCGUUGAUCUCUCGAGCAAUCGCUUCUUACAGCUGCCGAGCUCGGCGUUGUCAGACAUCUCGAUACCACGUCUAUCUUGGCUCAAUCUUACAGGAAACCCAAUAAACAAGAUUUACACGGUGAAGGAGGAGCGCUACCCAUAUCUCAAAGAGCUUUAUAUAUGCCAAACGAAUUUAUCUAUACUGACCUCGAAAGACUUUGAAGCUUUUCAGGCGUUACAGCAUCUACAUUUGGUCAAUAAUCGCAUUACGCGCAUUUCACCCGGCGCCUUUAAGUCGCUCAUAAAUCUGCUGACGUUGGACCUUAGCGUGAAUGAAUUGGAAAUGUUGCCAAAAGAACGUCUGCAGGGCUUGAGGCUGUUGCGCUUUCUGAAUAUUUCUCAUAAUACGCUGAAAGAUUUGGAAGAGUUUAGCAGUGAUUUAGCGCAGUUGCAGACAUUCGAUAUGUCCUUCAAUCAAUUGGAUCGUAUAUCGAAGAAGACUUUCCGCAACUUGCAUGGUUUGAUGGAACUUUAUCUGAUGGGUAAUCGCAUGACUGUUUUGUCGACUGAUGCUUUUCGCUUCCUGAGAAAACUGCAUGUACUCGAUUUGCGUAAGAACUACUUCGAGCUGGUGCCGAUUGAAGCGCUCAAACCACUGGAGACAAACAUAAAAACACUAAAGCUGGAAGCGGAAGUCUUCAAAUAUAAUAAGAUUAAUAUUUUCGAUAUGCGUGGUAAACGCCUGAAUGGCUCCGCCAACUCGGCCAAAUUAACAAAGCUGAAUGCCAACACACGUUACCACAUCUGCGUUAUUGGCACCGGUAAUUGGUUGUCCGAGCCUGUGGCGAAUGCCUUGCAAAGGAUACACUUUAACGACUCAUUUCUAAUGUUACGCGAUGAGGCAGCUUCGAGUGGCGGUAGCGUUGGCAGCGCUUUUAUUGCAAGUAAUCAGCAGCAACACUACUACCACGAUCAACAGCAACAGCAGCAGCAACAACAGCAGCAGCAGCAGCCAGCCGAAUAUUAUGAGCAAUAUUUUCAAACGUAUCAACAACAACACCACGACCACCAGCAAUUAUUCACGCAAGCUGAACCGCAACAACAACAGGCAUUAAUCGAAAACACCAUCGUCACGGACAAUGCACUGCGGGAUGUGUUGAAAAAUUCGCACAUCACCACUUGUACGGACGUACAAACACUCGAUUCGACACGCCUGGUCACCGACGAGAAUGGCCUCUCGAGCAACGGCUUCAUCCAUUCGAUACUGACACGACGCCUGGGCCUGAUUGUUGGCUGCUGCCUGGGCAUCAUUGUGUUUAUCGUCAUGAUUUCGGUAUUGAGUUAUGUGAAACUGAAGAAGCAGCGCAUCGAAAACGCCAAAAGACAGGCCGCCAUGCCACCCGAAUACAUUUCAUAUCGACACUUUUCCAUACCGAAUGAGGAACUGGUGCGCGCAUCCGUGGCCGGCGGCAUUACCACAACGAUUUCGAGCGUCCCAAGCGGCAUUAGUGCGCACAUCAGUGGCACUAGCCUCAGCACUAGCGCAGCCACAGCCACAACAGCGACUACGCCACUCGGUGGCAAUGGCAGCGAUAGUAAGGGUAGCGGCGGCACAACAGCUACAGUAACAUCCGCCACCAAUACGCUGAAGAAGAAAAGUGAGAUGAACGUAAGUACGCCUGUUGGUGUGGGGAUGAUCGUUGCCGAAGGCAAUGGCUUGGUGAAUUCGACCUCAGCCACCACAAAAGCAGCGGGCAAUGAUGUCGUCAGCGUAGCGGCAACGUUGACUCAAACAGCGACAACCGUAGAAGCAUCAGCGACAGCGAACAACCACAAUCACCAUGCGCAUCAUCAACAUCAGCCAUUGCGGCUCCUGCAACAGCGGCAGCAGCAACAGCAGCAGCAGCAGCAGCAUCAUGGCAAUCACCAUCAACAUGGUGGUGGCAAUGGCGGCGUAGGCUAUAUGUCGUCUGGUGUUGUUUUGGGCGCCAAUCACUUGAACGCUUGUUAGUUGCUGCGGCAUCGUGACUCACUCUAAUCGAUGAUUUUCCGAAACUUUCUUUAGGCGAUCAAUUUAUUUUUUAAGGUCUACUUAAAGCGUACAUAAUCGCAACUACAUACAUACUAUGUACAUGCAUAACUACAUAGUAGUUGUACGAGCAGAAAGAAACCUUAGGCUAAGUAAGUAAGUAUAACUGUAAACUGUAAAUAAGUAUAAGUAAUGUAGAGGGAAAUGUUGUUAAUGAAAAUGGCGCACCAACGGCGAUAUACAUACAUACGUAGUUGUUGAGAGGAUUUGGAUAGUCAGUAAAUGAUAUGCGCAGUGUGGUGCGGUGUACAUAUAAAUUUGUUUAAAUUGACUUGGUCUGUUGUAUUUAGCUUAGUUAAAAAUCUGUUAGGCAACUCGAUCUAAGUUUAGAUUUAUGUAAAAUAGAUAGGCUGAGAUUGAAACCCUUAUCUUUUGGCUAUAGUACAUUCAAGAGAUUUACCUUACACUCACACGAACGCACAACUACAUAAAUGUUGCUUAAAUAUUUAUGCAGAAUAAAAUAAUUCUCUAAGUAAAUUUUAUUAGCACAUAGUAUGUAAUAUAGGGUGAUCCAUUUGCAUUUUUAUUUUAAUUUUAAACAAAACACUUGAAACAGAAAUGUAUGCCGGAAUCUGUAUUACUACCCAAAAGAAUAG